Messenger RNA from Olea europaea var. sylvestris, 1737 nucleotides. RefSeq names its product B2 protein-like. The coding region runs from base 181 to 1335 and encodes 384 amino acids. Gene Ontology annotation, biological process: response to endoplasmic reticulum stress. The record is from RefSeq and is a predicted model, not a curated record. NCBI's taxonomy places the organism in Eukaryota, Viridiplantae, Streptophyta, Magnoliopsida, Lamiales, Oleaceae. The transcript is spliced from 5 exons.
UUUCGUUUUCUCUUGCACAGUACUACCUUUACCAAAUCUACACGCCAUUCCCUUUUCCACUUCCUAGAAAUUUCCUGCUUUUGUUACCUUUUAUAUAUCCACUCCCGGACCCUCUCUUACCUAUAUUAUCGUUUCAGUAUCAACACAUAAUUAAUUCCUGUAUUCAGAGUUGAAGAGGAAAUGGAGAAUGGAAAUCAGUCGUCUUUCUGGCAAUUUAGUGAUGAUCUUAGGCUCGAAGGAAGCAAUAUGGCGGGCCUUUCUUUGAAUGACUCAAUUUGGAGCACCAACUAUUCGACCAAACGCUCCACUGAGCAGAGGCGGAAUUUCGACGUAAGGGUCGGUGCCAGUGAGGUUAAUAACUCUUUCAAUUCAAUCAACCCAGUUGAUAAUUCCAAGUCUGAUUUCAAUAGCUUCAAUUUUGGGUUCAGCAAUGAUGGACGGAAAGCUGGGGUGUAUGGUAAUAAUGAUUCUGGGUAUGGUUCUGCUGGUUUGAACAGUGAGAUCAAUUCAGUCAACUCAUUCUUCAACAAUCCUGUUGAUGAAUCCAAGUCAGAUUUCAAUGGCUUCAAUUUCGGGUUCAGCAACGAUGGAUGGAAGGCUGGGUUAAACAGCAAUAAUACUAAUUCCGGCUACGGAUCGGUUGGGUUGAACGGUGGCUUCAACAAAGGAAUCUACUCGACCCCUUCUCUGAAUUUUAACAGUUACAGUAAGGGUAAGAAUCUUAACAAUGUUCUGGCGAACGGGAAGACAAAUAAAGGUGGUAAAAAUGAAGACGAACACUGCUAUGGCGGGAAUAAAGGUGGAAAGAAGAAUAAGAAUAAUAAGGAGAGCAAUAACAACAAUAAUGGUGAAAACAAGAGUGCUUCUGAUAAGAGGUUCAAGACUUUGCCACCCUCGGAAUCUCUGCCUAGAAACGAAACAGUUGGCGGGUAUAUCUUUGUGUGCAACAAUGAUACGAUGCAAGAGAAUCUCAAGAGACAGCUCUUUGGCUUGCCUCCCCGUUAUCGAGAUUCAGUCCGAGCAAUUACUCCAGGAUUACCUCUGUUUCUCUACAACUAUUCGACGCACCAACUUCAUGGAGUUUUUGAGGCUGCGAGUUUUGGUGGCACAAAUAUUGACCCAACAGCUUGGGAAGACAAGAAAAACCCUGGUGAAUCACGCUUCCCUGCUCAGGUUCGUGUACUUACAAGGAAAGUCUGUGAGCCUUUGGAAGAAGACUCUUUCAGGCCAAUUCUUCACCACUAUGAUGGUCCUAAGUUCCGCCUAGAGUUAAAUGUCCCUGAGGCAAUCUCGCUCUUGGAUAUUUUUGUAGAAGACAAACCUUUGAGCAUUUGAUGAAUCGGAGCACGGUAUACUGCACACAUUAUACAACACAAUGAACUAUGAAGGAAAUAGAGGGAAAGAAUGAAUCUCAGUUGUACUUUCGAAGCACAUUGAAGUUAUACUGUUAAAGAAUAGCCAAUGGUCAUCUGUAAAUAUAAAUCUAUGGAAUGUGAGAGACUUCUAUUAGGGAGUUCAAUAUUUCCUUUUUUGUAAUAUGGCAAGCUGAAAUAUUUUUAUUUAUAAAUAAUCAAAAGCUGAGUUUAGCUUGUUGUGUUGGCAUGUUGCAAAUUUGAGUCGAGAUUUUUGCAAGUGGUGAUGAUGUUGGAAGUUGAACGAUGUGGUUUGUUGAAAUGGUCAAAUCACCAGCCCUUCUUUUUCAAAAUUAUUGAGAAUAUUAUUUUGUCCCCUAUUCAA